Messenger RNA from Scleropages formosus (Asian bonytongue), 4372 nucleotides. RefSeq names its product synaptopodin 2-like a (gene synpo2la). Lineage: Eukaryota; Metazoa; Chordata; Actinopteri; Osteoglossiformes; Osteoglossidae. Gene Ontology annotation, biological process: positive regulation of actin filament bundle assembly. The transcript has 4 exons. Gene Ontology annotation, molecular function: actin binding. The coding region runs from base 218 to 3547 and encodes 1109 amino acids. Gene Ontology annotation, cellular component: Z disc; nucleus; actin cytoskeleton. The record is from RefSeq and is a predicted model, not a curated record.
CCAGCAUGCCCCCUGCGGACCCUCACUCAAGCCGCAUGUGCGUAUGGGUCUGCCUGGGUUCUAGGGAGCAUGUGAAUCCUGGCCGGCCCUAGAUACCAAAACAGUAGAGGAGUGCAAGGACUCUCUGACAAUAGGGAAGCCCUUCCAGACAUGGCACAGCGCUACUGAGGGCCUCUGCAGGCCAGAACACAAAAACCAAGAGACCCAAAAGAGGACAAUGGUUGUGGAGGAGGUGAUGAUAACCCUGUCUGGGGGUGCGCCGUGGGGCUUCAGGCUGCAGGGCGGUGCCGAGCAGAAGAAGCCACUCCAGGUGGCUAAGGUGCGCAAACGCAGCAAAGCGUGCCGGGCAGGACUCCGGGAGGGCGACGAGUUGGUGUCAAUCAACGAGGAGACCUGUGCAGGCUUGUCCCAUGCUCAGGCCAUGAACCUGAUUGACAGCUCACCAGGGACACUGCUCAUUCGUGUCAAGAGAGCACCAGUGGGGUUCCAAUCUGUGGUCCUGCUCACCCGGGCUCCGUCCCCAAGGAUUGACAAAGAGUACCGGGCCACCCUGAGAGCCAUGUCCCCCAAAUCUCCCCAGACGACAGCCAGGGAGGUACGCCGGGGAGCACCCGUGGUAGGGAGUGAGGAACGAGUCAGGCGGGAGUGCCUAACAUCCCCGCAGGGCAGUGAGGCCUACUAUGGUGAAACAGACAGCGAUGCCGAUGUCACGCAUGAGAAGCAGCGGCGUCCGAAGCGUCGCAGUCCCAGCACCACGCCGGCGAAGCCCACCGGGAGGGCUACUCCUGAGGAGACGUCCGAGAUGAGUGGAUAUGACAGUGCACCUGACGCCCGUACCUAUUCUACCACCCAGGGGCAUGGUUCGACUGACGCUACGGCAGGUCAACUGGGCAACCCCACUGGAGUGGCACGCAGGGAGGUGAUCUACCAUCCCCCGCCUGGGGGGUGGUCCUCCCAGACAGAAACCUCUGCAGAGAACUCCUCUGUGAGCACAGAUGACCAGAACCCACGUGAAGGAGCCACAGAGGUGGACAGCGGCUUCCAGGAGCCCUCCAGCCUGCCGCCACUGGUGUCCCCUGAGCGGGCCCGGGGAGCCCUCCAGUUGGCAUCUAGAAAGCAGCUGGUACCCAUGGUGGGACCAGUAGAGAACCCUGUGGAUGAAGAGCUCACUGUCACCUACAUGGACAAGGCCAAACAAGCCAAGCUGCACCGGGGGGACACAGUGCAGGACAAGCAGGUGAAGGAGGCCCGCACUAAAUGUCGUACAAUUGCCUCGUUGCUCACGGAUGCUCCCAACCCCCACUCCAAAGGCGUACUCAUGUUCAAGAAGCGAAGGCAGCGCUCCAAGAAAUACACCCUCACCAGCUUCGGCAGUGUGGAAGAGGACGCUUUGCAAGACUCGCACGAGGAUGAUGGCCUCCUCCCCGGCAGCGAGUCUGAGUUUGACGAGGAUGGCUUUGCUGCGGUCCCCGAUCCCACCUGGGAUAGCGACUACCUGGAGGUCCUGGAGAAGAGGAGCGCAGCAGUGCAGCCACCAGCUGAGUCUGAGAAUGGCGAGGGCCCGGGGCUGACGGCCACCUCAGGCAAAGGAGCUCGCCUCUUUGAGCAGCAGAGGAAGAGGGUGGUGGAGCACAUGAGGAAGAUGGCCGCACAAAAGCAACAGCACCCUGCCCUCCCGGAACCCAGAGCGCAGCCCUGCCCGGAAAAGCCUCCAUUGUCACAGCCCCUGCUGCAGGAGUCACACAUCCCUCCUCCUGUCCCACCUCCCAGCCUCAGCAUCCCAAACGUAGAACCUGUGGUCCUGAGCACAGCCAGCGUGGUGAUGUCACUGCCCCCUGUGAGAAGCCAGCCAGCCGAGCCUCACCCAGCCCUGCUCCCGCGCCCAGUCUCCAGCCAGCUACCCGUCCUGCCUCCCAGCUCUGUGGUAAAUAGAACUGCACGCCCCUUUGCCCCCGGCUUUAUCAGCCACCGGGCUGCCACGGCUCCCGUGGUCUUCCGCCCACAUGUCACCAAGAAGACGAAGCCUGCGAUGGCAGCUGAGGUCAUGCAGACGUCUUUCUGCGCAGCCUCAACGGAGGCAAAGCCUUCCAUCUCCAUUGCUUCCUCCGAGAUGUCAGGCCAAGAGGACCCUGUCAGUGGCUCUCCAUCAGUCCUCUCACCUCCUUUCUCCCCCCCGCUCACACCUGCUCCCACCCAUUCUCCUGGAACGCCCUCCUCGGGUGCAAACCAGCAGCCGCCUCCUCUCGUGUCCUCCACCGUAUGGGAAGUUGUGCCCUCCGCUCCUCCAGCUCCACUUCCGAGUUCCGGUUCUUCCACAGUAGCCCCGGUCUCCCAUGAGCAGAGGACCUCUGCGCCCCAAGCACGCACUGGCAUCCUGCAGGAGGCACUACGCCGUGGCAGCAAAAAGCCAAUGUUUAGCAUUUACGAAGACAAGAAGGGUGCCACCCCAAACCCAGAGCUGCUGUCUCUGGUGCAAGACCUGGACGAGAAGCCUAAGGUAGGGCUUUGGUCAAGCCAUGAAGAGGACAUCUUCAACCAGGAGACAGAGGCCUGCAACUUCCUGCAAGGUCAGAAGCCUAAAGUCCCACCGCCGGUGGCACCCAAGCCACGUGUGAUCCCAGAGACCCCUCACAUCCCCCCGAUGGAGGGCAAAGGUGCUGAGCUGUUUGCCCGAAGGCAGAGCCGAAUGGACAGGUACGUGGUGGACAGCAGCGGAGAACAGUCAGCUGAGCCACCGUCACCUGUGCGGCUGCAUCAGCUCUCUCCCACCCCAUCCCUCCCGGCGCACUGGAAAUAUUCACCUAACAUCCGCGCUCCCCCACCUAUCAGCUACAACCCCCUGCUGUCCCCAUCGUGCCCCCCUGGAGCACAGCGCAGCAGGGUGUCCGAAACCCAGCGAGGGGCUCAGAAGGGUGGCCUGCACAAGGAGGGGAUCCCGGCUCUGGAUUUCAUAAGGAGGCAGCCUUACCAACUCAAUCCGGCCAUGUUCACUGGCACCAGCGGCCAAUCAAAGGUCAACCAGUCCCAGAUGCAGCACCAGAGCAGUUACAUGAUGGGCAGCUCCCUGAUCCCACCCAGGCAGGUUCCCGUGAAAUACGGUCGCGUCCACGAGAUCAGGCGCUUCUCGACGCCCACACCAAUGUCAGCACCCACCUCGCUCGUGCCCACCGUCAUCGCGCCGCGCGCCGCCACCACGCUCGGCGACCCCCUGCUGCGUUCCGACGCCACGUCCCCGACCCCCGCUCAGCAGCGUCCCCCCACCAUACGCUCCCCACCGCCCGGCCCCACGGCAGCCCUGCCCGAGCUGCCCAGAAUAAGCAGCGCCCCCGUACCCAGCAGGGUCCACGCCUCGGGCCCGGUGCCUUUUCCAGGCCCGGCCUACACGGGCCUGCAUGUAUCCAAGCUGUUCCAGAGUGCUCCCGAGCUAAGCCCAUUGCCGCCUUCACCUCAGCGGUCAGCUGCGCUUCAAGCCCCCAAGCCGCGCUUUGUGGCCUCCAGGAGGGGGGUCCACGCCAGCGUGUGGAGGCCCGGCUACAUGCAACCCUGAAGGGAAUACUCUCUUGCUACCGCCACGCUGUUUCGCACCUGUCUCCCACCCCGAAACCGCCCCUUGUGAAAUGCUGAAUAAAUCUGCAGAGCUAAAAAUUCAUGUCAUAAAUAUGAAACUCAAACAAACUCUUUAAGCUUGCCUGCUCACAACAGUAUAAAGUAGUGUACAAAUAAUCGUUCCUCCAAAUAAACGAUAUUCAGAUUAAUUUGCGUAGACUAAAAAGUUAUUUUUCCAGUGCUGAGAAAUGCAUUUAUAGAUCGUUUCGACGCUUUUUUAUCCACUUUCACGAAGACCUGGACAGACAGAUUUGCGUAUACCUUCCGAUGCCGCGCUGAAGGUGCACGAUGAGCGAAACACGAUGGAGCAGUGAUCACCGCUUACUUUUUUCACAGGAAAGAAAUCGGGGACCUGGAAUGAUGUGUGCGAUGUUGUCUCAUUUUAUUUUCGCAAGAAUGACCCUCAGCCCCUCCUAAAAUCAGUUGUACCCAGCCUUGUCUGUCCUCGGGGACUUCUUUCGCAAUAGCGGGUAGAGACAUCGUAUCCAAUACCAUUUGACAAAAGGAUUUAAACUAGAAAGCAGUAAAAUAAUCCUUUCAAAUGCAGGUGCGCAGGGCAAUCAUGUUAAGUUAAAUGCUAUUUACAAUAUGUGUCAGCUGGAUAUGAGAGCCUCUUAGGAAACAUGAGGCAGCUAAUGGGGCUUGAACAAAGUGUGAUGGUCGGUGACUGAACUGGUGGUGCAUCUAUCACGAUAGAUACACGCACAUUGACUGAAACCGCUUGUCCCAAGCGAGGUCGCAGCGAGCCGGAGCCUAACCCGGCAAC